ACGUUUUUUUCCUUAACUCGCGUGCGCUCAUGGAGCAAGUGCUUGAUUUGCCCAGUACGUUGGAGGCCCCCGUCAGACGUACGUCUGCGACAGGAUGGAUCCGCAGCAUGGCAGACUCUUUGUCUCUGUCUUGCCUUCGACAGGAAAAGGAGAUCUAGCGUUGUGAGAGCUUGGCAAGAUGGCGACCGAGGCGAAGCUUUUCGGCCGCUGGUCGUACGACGAUGUCAACGUCAGCGACCUUUCGCUCGUUGACUACAUCGCGGUCAAGGACAAGGCCUGCGUCUUCGUGCCGCACACUGCUGGACGCUACCAGAAGAAGAGAUUCCGCAAGGCCAUGUGCCCCAUUGUCGAGCGUCUCGUCAACUCCAUGAUGAUGCACGGCCGCAACAACGGGAAGAAAACUCUCUCUGUGCGCAUCGUCCGCCACGCCUUCGAAAUCAUCCACCUGAUGACGGACAAGAACCCCAUUCAGGUCUUCGUCAACGCUGUUGAGAAUGGCGGCCCCCGUGAAGACAGCACUCGAAUCGGAUCUGCUGGUGUUGUCAGACGCCAGGCUGUUGAUGUGUCUCCCCUCCGCAGAGUGAACCAGGCCAUCUACCUCAUCUGCACCGGCGCAAGGCUGGCGGCCUUCCGGAACAUCAAGACCAUCGCCGAGUGCCUUGCGGACGAGAUCAUGAACUGCGCCAAGGAGUCCUCCAACGCUUACGCGAUAAAGAAGAAGGACGAAAUCGAGCGUGUUGCGAAGGCAAACCGAUAAACAGUUCUUGCUCUCUGCCUGUUGGAAACCAUGUUCUUACGAUGGCUGGGCUGUUUUCGCGCAUCCUCGUUUGACGUAGGUUAGUGACAUGCUUCUACUCCGUGCUUCGUCAGUGAAAACUUUGUGUUGCCGAAACAAGCAAUCUGCCUCUACUGGGCAACUUCCUCUUAACAUGUUCAAGGUCGACUGACCGC
Messenger RNA from Toxoplasma gondii ME49, 951 nucleotides. RefSeq names its product ribosomal protein RPS5 (gene RPS5). Gene Ontology annotation, cellular component: cytosolic small ribosomal subunit; ribosome. Gene Ontology annotation, molecular function: structural constituent of ribosome; rRNA binding; mRNA binding. The record is from RefSeq and is a predicted model, not a curated record. Lineage: Eukaryota; Apicomplexa; Conoidasida; Eucoccidiorida; Sarcocystidae. The transcript is spliced from 3 exons. The coding region runs from base 179 to 757 and encodes 192 amino acids. Gene Ontology annotation, biological process: translation; ribosomal small subunit assembly.